Miscanthus lutarioriparius is the source of this 378-nucleotide messenger RNA. The record is from the annotation of a GenBank genome assembly. NCBI's taxonomy places the organism in Eukaryota, Viridiplantae, Streptophyta, Magnoliopsida, Poales, Poaceae.
AUGGCCGACGAGAUCGUGCCCGAUCCCACCGCGGCUCUUGCUGCAGCCCUCGCCGCGGUCCUACCUGCCGCUGCCCCUUCGAAUCCUGCUGCCUCUCUCGCCACCAUCAAUAUCAAAACUCACCUCCCAAUCACCCUGGAACUUCACCCGCCCAAUUAUCGUGCCUGGCGUGAGCUUUUCACCACCCUCCUCGGCAAGUUCGGCGCUGGUCACCACAUCGAUGGUACGCCGGUGCCUGACCCGGUCACGCCGGUGUGGACGACGACGGAUUUCUCUGUCCUAUCCCUCCUCUACUCGUCCAUCUCUCCGAAGCUGAUGAACAAGGUGAUGACGCCCGGCGCAAACGCCCGCACCAUCUGGCUGGCGAUCGAGGCGUAG